AAUUUUAGAGUAACCAGACACACCUAAUGUGUUCCAUUUAAGAAGCACAAGCCCACGAAAUUCCGACUGGCCUACAAAGACCAUUAGAAAAGUAAAGAAAAUCUUUAAUUAAAACUGAAAGCCAGGGUAAAAUAUGUUUUGCAGAAUAUUGGCGUGCACAAGUGCACGAAAUUUAUAUAGAUUUCCCAGAAGCCUUGUCGUGACGCAACAGCAUGCGGUGACACAAUUCUAUCCCAUUUCCUAUGGCGCACGAUUUUUGCACGUUAAAGUCUUCGAUAAAGAAUUGGAGGCGCAAAGAGAAGCUAAUCGUGGGAAACGUAUUGUUGACGAACCCUAUAACGAUACAGAAUCGGCCCAUGAAAAGAAUAAAACAACAGAAUUGAAACUAAAAAAUAACCGGCAAAGUUCUGCGUCGCCAAGUCUGUCCACAUUACAUGAAAGUGAAAAUACUGUUGACCCAGACGUCUUUGGUAACGCUCCAAAAACUCCCUUGCCGGAGUAUGAAGAUGACAUAGCCGAAGAGGAGUAUAUAAGUCGUCCAACAAGGCGAUCCAAAAAACUACGUACCAAGGAAUAUGCUGCCAUGAUAAAGGAUCAUUUAAAGAAUCAUCGAGUAAAGGAAGCCUUAGAAGUUCUGGAGAUUCGCAUGCUAAAAGAGGACCGAGUAAAGCCAGAAAACUAUAUUUAUAAUUUACUGAUAAGUGGCUGUGCCAAGGCAGGUUACACCAGAAAGGCGUUUCAACUCUAUACUAAAAUGCGUCAACGUGGUUUAAAAGUGAAGGAGAGCACUUACACGUCCCUUUUCAAUGCAUGUGCUAAUGCUCCGUCGCGCCUUGAUGGUUUAACAACAGCAAAACGAUUGCACGAGAAGCUUUUGGAAAAGGGAUAUGAACCAAAUGUGAAAAACUAUAACGCCAUGUUAAAAGCAUUUGGCCGUUGGGGUGAUAUUGAGAUGGCCUACAUGUUAGCUGAUGAAAUGGUGGACAAAAAACUUGAGAUGAAUGGCGAAACAUACAAUUUCCUAUUACAAGCCUGUGCUAGUGACUCAAAAAUGGGAUUUCGGCAUUGCCUUUUAACAUGGCAUAAAAUGUUACGCCAAGGUAUUAACCCAGAUUAUUAUUCCUUUAAUGCUGUAUUGCGCUGUACUCGUGACUGUGGCAUUGGUGAAUUGGAUUCCAUGGAGGAAGCAUUAAAGGGAAUUUUGGAAGGAAGUCAACAGCGUAUGCAAAUAUCAUCUUCCAAGUCAGACACACCGGAAUUAGAAAGCGGCGAUUCUAUUCCAAACGAGCUCAAAUCGUCUUCAAACGAUUUGGUUAAUGAAAACAAUUCCCCCAAUGCUAUACUAAUUCAAACUCAAGCAACAUCUUUGGAAUUACCAAAUUUAUUAGCACCUCAACCACAUCUGGGGAGUAUGGUUUCAUUGGCUGAAGUUCAAAAACCCCACGAAAGGUUUUUACUUUUGGGUGGCCUACAGGGUUUUCUCGAAUUGAUGAAAUCCUAUCACAUAACACCGGACAUUGAAACAUUCACCACCAUGCUAGAAGUAAUACCGCCAACAAAUACAGCCGAGAAACAACUUCUGACCUAUAUACGAAAAAUUGGUCUCAAGGCAGAUAUUGACUUCUUUAACAUAUUGAUUAAGAAAAGGGCUAUGCGUUUUGAUUAUGAAGGUGGAAAAGAGGUCUUAUCCAUGAUCCGAACAGCUGGUCUUUAUCCUGAUAUUGUCACCUAUGGUGUUUUGGCACUGGGUUGUACAACAGUUGAAAGCUCUAGGGAGUUAUUGCAGAAAAUGCAACAAAAUAAUAUAAGAAUGAAUAUGCACAUCUUAGGUGCUAUGCUACGUCAAGGUUGUGCCAAAAAGGAUUUUUCAUAUGUGUGUGAUAUUAUGCAAAUAAGUUUGGAUGAGAAUAUCAAACCGAAUGAAAUAUUUCUGAGGCAUUUGCAUAAAUUCCAUUUGGAUUGUGCUCGGGCCAUUGAUGCUAGGCAUCCUUCAACCAAAACCGGUCUCUACAAAAAAGAACACAAGAAAUUCUGUGAUAAAUAUCGGCUAUACCUUGAAGAGCAUGGGUUAUCCAAUUUAAAAAUUGAUGAUCAAAUAAAGAAAAUAAGAGAACGUCCCUACGAACACUACAAGGAGGAUCCAGUCGAUGGCAUGGAACCUCUGAAAAACGAAAAAUUAGCAAGCAAACAAAAGCUUCGAAAAUAUAUAAAGAAAAUAAAACUGCAGCACCUUAAAGGAGAUGAAGAUGGUACCCCUUCACUAGAGAAUAUGCAAGUCAAAACAAUUGAUAGUCCCAAAGUCACAAAUGCAAAUAAUCCUUUUAGAGUAACAUAGUUAAUAAAGACGUUAUUUAUUGUAAACUGAAGAAAAAA
Musca domestica (house fly) is the source of this 2373-nucleotide messenger RNA. RefSeq names its product pentatricopeptide repeat-containing protein 1, mitochondrial. NCBI's taxonomy places the organism in Eukaryota, Metazoa, Arthropoda, Insecta, Diptera, Muscidae. The record is from RefSeq and is a predicted model, not a curated record. Bases 134 to 2335 code for a protein of 733 amino acids. The transcript has 5 exons. Gene Ontology annotation, cellular component: mitochondrial matrix. Gene Ontology annotation, molecular function: tRNA binding; protein binding. Gene Ontology annotation, biological process: tRNA 3'-end processing.